Procambarus clarkii (red swamp crayfish) is the source of this 1314-nucleotide messenger RNA. RefSeq lists its product as uncharacterized. The record is from RefSeq and is a predicted model, not a curated record. Gene Ontology annotation, cellular component: nucleus. Lineage: Eukaryota; Metazoa; Arthropoda; Malacostraca; Decapoda; Cambaridae. Gene Ontology annotation, biological process: positive regulation of fat cell differentiation.
AUGAAGGUCCUCGUCCUAUUGGUCCUGGUGGCUGUCAGCUCCGCCAUCCCACUUCAUCUGGGAAGGAGAGUUGAAUAUCAAAUAAAUGCAGCAGUUUUGCAGGAUGCUGCAGUGUCCUCACCCCAAGCAGACCCAGAGCCCCACAUGUCAUCACAGCCACAUGUCAAGUCCCAGAUGUCCUUGAAGCCAGCAGACCCGGAGUUCAACGUGACUUUGCACGCAGCAGACCCAGAGUUCAACGUGACUUUGCACGCAGCAGACCCAGAGUUCAACGUGACUUUGCACGCAGCAGACCCGGAGUUCAACGUGACUUUGCACCCAGCAGACCCGGAGUUCAACGUGACUUUGCAGCCAGCAGACCCAGAGUUCAACGUGACUUUGCAGCCAGCAGACCCAGAGUUCAACGUGACUUUGCAGCCAGCAGACCCAGAGUUCAACGUGACUUUGCAGCCAACAGACCCAGAGUUCAACGUGACUUUGCAGCCAGCAGACCCAGAGUUCAACGUGAGUUUGCAGCCAGCAGACCCAGAGUUCAACGUGAGUUUGCAGCCAGCAGACCCGGAUUUCAACAUGACUUUGCAGCCAGCAGACCCAGAGUUCAACAUGACUUUGCACCCAGCAGACCCAGAGUUCAACGUGACUUUGCUCCCAGCAGACCCAGAGUUCAACGUGACUUUGCUCCCAGCAGACCCAGAGUUCAACGUGACUUUGCUCCCAGCAGACCCAGAGUUCAACAUGUCGGCGCAACCUGUCCCAGAAUUCCUCAAAUUGACGCAGCGAGUGGUCAGAAAGUUAUUCGAGUCUGAACCAUUUGUCAAGGAAGUCAUUAGCCUCGGAAGGAAAACCUUGUGGGACAUUGUCCUGGAUGCGAGAUCAGUGCAUCUCUCUGAGGCAUCAGUCCCCAAAACUGUCCUGGAUGCGAGUUCAUCAGUCCCCAAAACUGUCCUGGAUGCGAGUUCAUCAGUCCCCAAAACUGUCCAAAAUGCGAGAUCAUCAGUCCCCAAAACUGUCCAAAAUGCGAGAUCAUCAGUCCCCAAAACUGUGCAAAAUGCGAGAUCAUCAGUCCCCAAAACUGUGCAAAAUGCGAGAUCAUCAGUCCCCAAAACUGUCCAAAAUGCGAGAUCAUCAGUCCCCAAAACUGUCCAAAAUGCGAGGGCAUCAGUCCCCAAAACUGUCCAAAAUGCGAGGGCAUCAGUCCCCAAAACUGUCCAAAAUGCGAGAUCAUCAGUCCCCAAAACUGUCCAAAAUGCGAGAUCAUCAGUCCCCAAAACUGUCCAAAAUGCGAGGUCCUCAGUCCCCAAAACUGAACUCUAA